Miscanthus lutarioriparius is the source of this 5490-nucleotide messenger RNA. The record is from the annotation of a GenBank genome assembly. Lineage: Eukaryota; Viridiplantae; Streptophyta; Magnoliopsida; Poales; Poaceae.
AUGGCGCGGCCUCAGAGGCACGACGCCUCCGCUCACCACUUCCUUCUCCUCCUCCACCUCCUCCGCCUCCUGCUGCUCCUUCCCUCCGCCAAAGCCGCGUCCUUCUCCACGCUCUGCGGCUCCACUCCCCCGCGCGACCUGCAGCAAUCCCACGGCGCAGACCUCGCUGUCCCUUCUUCGAUCACCGCCGGUCACUUCUCCGGCGGCGGCGAUCUCCGCUUCGCCCGCGACCGUCCCUACACCCGCGCCCUGACCUUCUACCCCCGCGGCAGCUCGGCCAGGGCCACCUCGGAACCCGCCGUUACCCAUCUCUCUGCCACGCUCACCCUCAAGGGGACCCGCGCCCGCUUCGGCUGGCGCGACCGCGACAGUGGCCGCCCCCACUCCGUGUCUUUCGACCUCGACGGCUACUACUACAACUCCACCGCCACUUCCACCGCGGAGGCGGAGCUCUGCAUGGUCGGCUCCGGCUCUUACGCUAGGGAAGAUGGCUUCGGUGUGGUCGUCCUCUCUGACGUCGUGCUCCGCCUCCACCUGCCGCAGCCGUCCAACCUCUCCCGGCCCUUCGUCACCGGCAGCGUCAAGGGCACCGGCUUCGGUCCCAUCGCCCUCCUCGCGUAUGCCGAGGAUGACUACGCGUACGGACAGGCCGCCUCCUGCCCGGCGCCGCCCGUCCCAGUGCGACAGGUGCUCCGCGCGGCCGCGGGGUACUACUCGUGCCACCAGCUCAGGGCGCUGCUCCGAAGCUCCUACAGCCUGGAGUACAGGCCCAAUGAGCACGACGGUGCUAGCAGCAGCAGCUUCCCGCUGCGGCUGCGCCACGGGAGUAUGUACGUGAACCAGAUGCGCUGUGCCGCCGACGGCGCCGUGCGCGCGUACAUGGUGUUCUACGCCAAUCAAUCGGACGCCUCACCAUCCAGCAACUACACGGCAGUGGGGAGGCGUACCUUCGUGAUCGGAGACGAGGCGCUCGUCGCCGACGGGUUCUGGGACCCGAAGCGAACCCAGCUCUGCCUGCGGGCGUGCCGGGUGGCGAGUUCGGCCAAGCCCCGCGCGGACCUACAAGUCCGCGAGUGCGGGAUCGGGGUCAGCUUCUGGUUCCCGGCUGUGUGGUCGAUCCGGGACCGGAGCAUCGUGGCUGGGAUGAUCUGGAACACGAGCGGGAACAGCGACGCCGGCAACACAGCAGGCGUGAUCUCGGUGUCAAGAACCGGGAGCUACAGGGGCAACCUCUCCGGCAUCAGCUACAACUACACCCGGGUGGAGGAGGCCAAGAAGCACUACGACUCCAACCCGGCGUUGAGCAAGGAGCGCAAGGGCAGGUUCCCCGGUAACUACUCGUAUCGGGACUUCACGUUCCGAUUCUUCCUGGAGAAACAAGGUUUGACCGGGUAUGCCAGGCCAGUCACCAUUGGCUCCGCCUUGGUUGAAGGGGACGAGAUGAUGGCUGACGCGGCCUUCUCUCAGCAUGGAGCAGCAGAGGUCAACAAGCAGAGGCUGUUGAAUGUCAGCUACAGUUUGGAAUACCAGGUUGCCUCUGCGAAUGCGAGUUCGCCUCGGUUGCAACGCAUCUCCGCGGAGGGUGUCUAUGACAUUAAGACAGGCUCCCUGUGCCUGGUGGCGUGCCAAGUGACCAACGGUUCGUACGACGACUGCGACGUCCUAGUGACCUUCCAGUUCGCUCCGGUGAACUCCGUGGAGGGAGAGCGUGGGAUUGGGACGAUCACGAGCCUGAGAAAGAAGGGCCAUCCUCUGUACUUCGAAGCAAUGUACUUCGUCUCGUACGGGAUGACCGUGCAGCAGAUGGAGCAGUCCAGCUCCAGGAUGGACAUGGAGAGCAUCAUGAUGGUGGUCUCCAUGACGCUGUCCUGCGUCUUCACCGCCCUGCAGCUGCGCCAUGUGAACAAGCACCCCGAGGCGCUCCCGGCCACGUCGGUCACCAUGCUCGUCGUCCUGGCCCUUGGCUACGUGAUCCCUCUCGUGCUCAACCUCGAGGACAUGUACACGGACACCCGGAGCCGGUACAUCCUCCAGCUGACGAGCGCCGGGUCGCUGGAUCUGAACGAGUUCAUGCUGAGGGCCAGCACCAUGCUGGCGCUGGUUCUGCAGCUGCGCCUCCUCCAGCUUGCCCUAUCGCGGAGAUCGACGGAUCCAGCGGGGAGCAGACACGAGGACUCGUCGUCGUCCGACGCCGAGAGGAGCACGCUCUGGAUAUGCCUCCCGCUGUACGUCCUCGGUGCAGUCAUGGUCUGGAUCGUCCACACGAGCGAUGGUCCACGAGCAAGUGCGUUCUCUAUUUCUGCCCCGUCGGGACCGGCUUUGGUGGACGACCUCGCGGCCUACGCGGGGCUGAUCCUGGACGGGUUCCUGCUACCCCAGGUCGUCUCCAACGCGUUCUCGGGCUCCAGGGUGACGGCGCUCUCGCCGUGGUUCUACGCCGGCGGCACCGUGAUCCGCGCGGCGCCGCACGUGUACGACGUGUUCAGGAAGCACAACUACGUGCCGAGCUGGAACUGGAAGCCGACGACGUACGUGUACGCGAGCCCUCGCGACGACCUCUUCGGCGUCGCGUGGGACGUCGCCAUACCGUGCGGGGCUACGUUGCUCGCCGCGCUUCUGUUCCUGCAGCAGCGGCUUGGGGGCGCGUUCUUGUGCUGUUCGAAGAGUAGACGGUUGGGCUCGGGCGAGUACGAGAUGGCAGCCGCAGCCCUAUCAUACUCGUCGUACUCCUCGCUAUGCCACUUUCCCGUCCCGUCCCGUGACCACCACACCGGCGACCACUCCCAUAGUACAGCGACAGCGAGCAAUAAUCUCCCCCGGAUCUCCACGGGGCACUUCUCCGGCAGCGACGACCUUCUCUUCGCCCCCGAGCGAUCCUACGCCCUCCGCUCCUUCUCCUUCAUUCCCCGCCGCUCGGCCCACACCGCUGAUCCCACCGUCGUUCGCCUCGUCGCCACGCUCGCCCUCGAGGGAUUUGGCGUCGGCUCGCGUCGCAGGGAACACCACCACUCAGUCACCUUCGAACUCGAAGGCUACUACUCCGCCGCCACCUCCUCCGCUGAGCUAUGCAUGAUCGGCUCCGGCUCUUACGCAAGGGACGAUGGCACCGACACUGACAUCUUCUUGUCAGAGGUUGGGCUCCGUCUCCGCCUGCCUCACCCUUCGAACCUCUCCCAGCCCUUCGUGACCGGCCGCCUCGAGGGCGCCGGCUUUGGUGCCAUCAUCCUCGUCGCCUACGCGGACUCCCACUCCGACAGCGACGGUGACUACACAUAUGCAGAGACCGCCGCCUCCUUGCCACCGCCGGUCACGCCCGCGCGUGACGGGCAGCAUGUGCUCGGCGCAGGCUUCUCGUGCUCCCGCCUCCGGGCACUACUCCGAGGCUCCUACGACCUCGAGUAUAGGCCAGGCACAGGCAGAGGCAGGCACACGGCGGGCAGCUCGCCGCUGCAGCUGCGACACCGACUCAUGUACGUCAACCAGAUGAGCUGCGCCACUGACGGCGCCGUCCGCGCAUACAUGGCGUUCUACGCCAAUCAAUCGGACUCCUUCCCGAGCUCACUGUUCUUAGUCGGGGACGAGGCGCUCGUCGCCGAAGGGUUCUGGGACUCGUCUCGGAGCCAGCUCUGCCUGAGGGCGUGCCGGGUGGUGCGCUCAGGCUUGUCCCGGGCGGAUCUGGCAGUGGGAGAGUGUGGAAUCGGGGUCAGCUUCUGGUUCCCAAACACAUGGUCGUUCCAGGGCCGGAAGACCGUGGUCGGAUUGAUCUGGAACUCGAGCAGGGCGAGUGACGGCGACACUGUGAAGAUAUCAAGAAGCGCGACAUCGGUGUCAAGAAGCGCGGGAUACACGGGCGACCUCUCUGACAUCAAGUACAAGUACACCUUGGUGGAGAAGGCCAAGGAGCACUACCACUCCAACCCGGUGUUGAGCAAGGAAAGGAAUGGCAGCUUCCCGGGUAACCACUCAUGCCGGGACUUCGUGUUCCAUUUCAACCUACAGAGCCCAGAAUUGCGCGUGCACGGGUCUGCCUCGCCUAUCACAAUAGGAUCCGCCGUCGUCCAAGAGGAUAGGCCGAUGCCUGACGAUUUAUUCUCUCGGCGCGUGGCGGCAGAGGUGAACAGCCAGAGGCUGCUGAAUGUCAGCUACGAUUUUCAGUAUACGGUAGCAGAUAUGAAGCGGCGCAUCAAUGCAGAAGGUGUUUAUGAUACUAAGACAGGCUCCCUCUGUAUGGUUGCUUGCCAAGUGAGCAACGGCUCGUCAGACUGCCAGGUCCUGGUGACCGUUCAGUUCGCUCCGGUGGACACUAGGACGCGGGAGCAUGAGCAUGACGUUGGGACGAUCAGCAGCCUGAGAACGAAGAGUGAUCCUCUGUUCUUCGAAGCACUGGAAUUCGUAAGCCAGGGGAUGGACCUGAUGUGGCAGCGCGAAUCCAGGAUGGACGUGGAAAUCAUCAUGCUGGAGCUCUCUCCGGCGUUGUUCAGCGUCGUCCUUAUCCUGCAGCUGCGCCAUGCCAAGAAGCACCCCGAGGCUGUUCCUUCCAUGUCGAUCACCAUGCUCGUUGUCCUGGCCCUGGGCUACCUUAUCCCUCUCAUGCUCGACUUCGAGCCUGCCAUCAGGGCACUGCAGAAUCGCUUCGAUCCGGUGUGGACGUGGUAUCGUAUUGUGCCGAAUAGGUUCCCAUUGCGUGUCGGCACCAUGCUGGCCUUCCUGCUGCAGCUGCGCCUUCUCCAGUUGGCCUUGUCGGGGAGGAGACCAACGGAACCAGGACGCGGUGGCGACGGUCCAUCCGCCGCCGCCGAGAGGAGAACGCUCCAGGCUUGCUUGCUCCUGCACUUCCUCGGGGCAGUCCUGAUGUUGAUCGCCAACAGAGGCGACGGCCGUCCUCGUCUGCUAAUCGAUGCCACCGACCCGACGCCGGCCGAUGUCCUUGUGUCCUACGGGGGGCUGGUCCUCGACGGCUUCCUGCUUCCCCAGGUGAUCUCGAACGCGUUCUCGGGCUCCAAGGCGAGGGCGCUCUCGCCGUGGUUCUACGUGGGCGGCACCGUGAUCCGUGCGGCGCCUCACGCGUACGACGUGUACGCGGGUCCACGCGGUAAUAUCUUCGGCGGCGUCGCGCUGUCGCCGUCCUCCUCGGGGUGGCGUUGCUGGCCGUGCUGCUGUUCCUGCAGCAGCGAGUUCGGCUUCGGGGCGCGUUCGUGUGCUCUUCAUCAUCAAAGAGGAGGUCGGGCGCGUACAGGAUGGUUUCCAGUGUGCCGUCAGGCUAGAUUGAAUACUUGUGUUUCAAGUUUCAACUGCUGUUGUGCCAGGUACUCUGCUUUGGAUGAACCAAAAUGGUUUUUCGUUUUACUGAAUACCCAAAAUGGUUACCGUGUGGUAAACACGGAGAGCAACUACACAAAUAUUCAUCAAAAUGGUUUGUUUGAUUUGAGCUUAGAUACCCAGUACCGUGGCAUAGGUGAGCAAUAUGGUGAGUCUGAAAUGUAUGGCUGA